Molecule: messenger RNA, 10033 nt
Organism: Zea mays
Lineage: Eukaryota; Viridiplantae; Streptophyta; Magnoliopsida; Poales; Poaceae
Exons: 4
Coding region: 6525-8876 (783 amino acids)
Source: RefSeq, a predicted model, not a curated record
UUCUCCCCUAUCCUUUCUCUGUCUCCUUCCUGCAUUUCGCACUCCCUCCCCCCGUACCCCACCCUUCCUCGCUCGUCCGCGACUGCGGCGACAAGCCUCCAGAUCCCGCCGCCUCUCCCCGUACCCACCCUUCCCCGCCCGCCCGCGACUCCGGCGAGAAGGCUCCAGAUCCCGCCGCCAUUGCUCGAACAGUCCCGGUGGAUGAAAGCCCUGAUGGAGAUCACUGACCCACGGGCCUACCUUACGCACAGUUUGCCCGCAAAGAGAGGAGCGGAGGUGACAGACUGUGCCAUCGAGGCUCCCAAUUCAAUUGUGUUCCCCCAGGCCGAGAAUAGAAUGCACGCUCAAAAAUAGCAUACCAUCUUCAAAUAGCCCGAGGAAAUUACCAAUUAAUAGGUGUAUGAAGCCCUGAUGGAGAUCACUAGCCCACGUGCCUACCUUAUUCACUGUUUGCCCGCAGAGAGAGGAUUGGAGGUGACAGACGGUGCCAUCGAGGCUCCCAAAUCAAUCGUGUUCCCCCAGGCCGAGAACAGAAUGCACGCUCAGAAAUAGCAUACCAUCUUCAAACAGCCCGGGGAAAUUACCAAUUAACAGGGGUGAUAUUGUUGAAGUAGAUACAUGGAUUAGUGCUAAUGGUAAAAAUGGAAUGCGUAGACAUUGGCAUGUACAUGAUUCUAUAACAAGCCAUACAAUACUAAAGGUGACAAGGUUCAAAUCUACGUCGUGCUCAUAUGUCUAUAUCUUUAAUCAAUUUUAUUAGCAAUUUAAUUCUACCAGCUGCCAUGUUACGUUUGACACAACACUUAUAGUUUCUCUGCUAAAAAACAACAAAUCUUCUAGGUGCACCACCGGCACCCUGGAUCAUUAUUGUUAUUUUUUGGUCAUUUAUUCGAUAUUUGGUGUCCUCUUGCUCCUAUUAUCCUAUAAUUCAUCUGCUUGAUAAUCUCUUUUUGUAUAAUGAUGUUUUAUUGGCAUUGCAAGGUUUACCACUGUCUACAACACACAAGUUUGGAUUAUAUCUUGUGUCUCAUAAGCAAUUUGGAAAUAAAAGGAAGUAUACAUUUUUGUUAUUUAGGUGACUGAUACUAUCUAUCACUACAAAGUAGAAAUCUUGGAGUUAUACAUUUUAUUAGGGAGAUGAAGACUAUUUAUAUUAGUUUUAGAUGCAUUCGGUACCCCCUUGUUUUUCGGUGUCAUGAAUCAUGGCCACAUGAGAGAGAAAUACAUGCACAUCCGCACAUGGAAAAAAUGAUACAUGUGUGAGUGGAUAGUUCAUCUAUGAGCAUAACUAAAUUGAACCCUGAUGAUCUUAACCUUAGAUGGUUAUCGAAGGAUGACAUUGGGGAUUUGGACCAUCUUCGCAUUGGUGUUGUUAUUACAUUUUUCAUCAUGUUAGAAUUUAGUGUUUAGGAGGAUUUAUGGGUGGCGUUUUAUUAACAAAACUGCAAAUCUUGUGUUGCAAGGAUGAACUCUUGAUUUCAGCGCUCUCCAGUAUUUACUGAUUAGGUUAUGACCAGUAGUAUUAUUUAUUGUGUAGUGCAGUACUUCUGACUUUUGGUAAUGUGAGGGUGUCGGAGAGGGAAUUCUUCGACCGGGUGGCGGAGUGCACCCGCCCUAAAUCCUAAGAUGAGGAGGGGGCUUAAGCGUUUUGCCUGUUGGUAGAUGAACGAUGAACUCAGGAACACGCGAGGAUUUAGAGUGGUUCGGGCCGCCGGAGCUUAAUACCCUACUCCACUGUAUGUUGGAUUGCUGUGAAAGCUUGAGAGCUGAGAGUCUAAGUCUAAGUUCGGUCUAACUGUGUCUGAGUCUGUCCCUUUGUAAUGUUGCAUGCCUCCCCUUUUAUAGCUAAAGAGGGGCGUACAAGGGUGCUGAGCCCCGACAUGUGGGCCCAGGAAUAUAAUGGAUGUAAUAUUUGGAGUUGGUGGAGCAAUCUUCUUGCACCCUGACAUCCGCGAUCUGCGUGGUAUUGGCGUGCAGGGAAAGCUUCCCUGGCAACGCAUAAGUGAUGAUGGACACAGUGCAUCUUGCAGCACGGGCGUACUGUUUGGCAAUGGACUGGACAGGCACGCCGCCUGCAGGAUGGCCUGGAUGCCGCCUGCCAGCUGAGUGGACAGGUCACAAUAAAUGCUGAGGCGGCACAUCGCCUGUCAGCAGGGUGGACAGGCGGCGCAUCCUCUCCACAAUAAAUGCAGAGAUCGUGCGGCCUAGAGGCCUUACGUCAGGCUCCGCCCGCUGGCUUACGUCACGGGCAACAAGCCAUGUGGCAGCAUCGGGUCUCCGCCUGAGCGGGGAGCGCAAGCGCACAGGAUAAAGCCUGGACACGUGUCAGUACCGGACCCUUGCUUAGGCUAGGGUAUCCCCUGUCUCGGGACCUCGUUAUGGGUGGCCCAGACCUUACUCGGAGGGAUCCGGACCCCAUCCAAGGGACCCAACACGCUUACUUAGUUACUUGGAAGUCCCGGACCAUAUUUGGGGGUUCGGGCUGUGCGUGCAGGGGUCCGGUGCUUCCUCGUGGAGGUCCGGUCCAACAGAUUGCAUCCUGGGACAUAUCAUCUUUUCCGGCCAUGUGGCGCCCCUGGAGUCGUCCACGUGGUGGGGUCGGGUGCUGUUCACCGCGUGGCUAGAGAUUACCGCACAGGCACCGUGCCAUCAUACUGUAGUAAGGGGUACCCCUGAUUCAGGGUACCGACAGAGAGCAUGAGAAUAAGGCAAGGGAAAAAGGCAUAGACACUAGAGGAAUCUGUUUAGAAUUUUUGGGUUGAUUGUUGCUACAUAUGUCGGUGUUUUGGGUCCGACCGCACACCUGGGGUUACCCCUCAAGGUGUUUUUAGGAGUAGGACGGUGUCGACAACUGUAGCAAAAUGGUUCAUGCCGAUUGCACGAGGGACAGUGGACAAGAUUUGCAGGUUCGGGCCGCUUAGAGAUGCGUAACACCCUACGUCCUGAUGAGUAUUUGAGUGCGGUUACAAGAGGGCUCUCUGGAACUGAGGCACAGAGAGUUUACGUGAGUGGCUAAGUAAAGUAGGGUCGAUCCUUCUGAAGGGGUGCCCCCUAGGCCUUAUAUACUCGACCGUGGGGCAGUACACGUGGAUAUGAUAACAACAAGUAGCUGAAAGAUAGUAAACCUCUUGAGUUUAUCCCUACGUAACCCUUGCCGACUUAUCCUCGCAUGGUUCUGUUGCAUGGGGGCUUCAGCGCGGGAAGUCGAGUCUCUGUUGCGAUUUACUCGCCCGACGUUGUGGGCCGUCCGGGUUUGCUCCAAUCCAGUCUUACAUCUUCUCUGCUUCGUUGAUUGUCUCUCCCCAGGCCCACGAAAGAACGACCUUACGAUUUAUUGGGCCCUUGGGCCUUUCGUGAGGUCUUUUAUCUCUUUAGUGGACCCGGGGGAUAUCUAUCCCCCACAAGCCCCCGAUCUUUGGGUUGAUUUAGAGGUAAUCAACUCAAAGAUCCAAGGCCCAAGAAAUGGCUUCCUGCUGUCUUUUCUUGCUCCGAUCACUUGUUCGACCGAAGUUUAGUUUUGUGCUUGUGCCUUAGAGGUCGGCAUUUUGAAUUGUAGAAUUCUGGAUUUCAUUGGGUGCACCGGAGGUGCACCCAAUGGGUGUAGCCCCCGACCUUUGAGUAGAUUUUAGAAAAUGAUCUACUCGAAGGUCUUCCCCAGAAAUUAUCUCUAUGCGCGCUCCUGUACCUUGGUUGAGGAUUGGUCUUUUCAAUCUUGUCCCAUGCCUUAGAAGUCGGCACUAAAUCGGUUUAGAGUGAUAAUCCAUGGGGUGCACCGGAGGUGCACCCAAUGGGUGUAGCCCCCGACCUUCAAAUGGAUUUUUUAAGGAUAAUCCAUUCGAAGGUCUUCCUUUCGUGCCUCUUUGCUGAAAAUCAUCCCUUUCGUUUGUAGAAAUUGGCAUGAAGUUAUUUGCAUUAUGCUUUGGAGGUCAGCAUUAUGUCAUCAAUAUUUUGCUGCAGAGGUCAGCAUAUAUUUUGUCUUUAGCAGCCGAGUUUGCAAUCCAUCCAUAUCUUGCUAGGUAGUGCAAUUUAUUUGCUUCUGCGACUGAUUGGACGUUUGAUGGACGUUCUCUGUCUAGUCUUCACGUCGCUUCUGUCGGCCAUAUUUUGUACUUCGCUGGCUAUAUUUGGCUUUCCUCUGAUCCUUACUGAUAUCUCAUUUUUGUCUUGAGGUAUUCACUGCGUGCCCUGCACAGAUGUGACCGUUUUGAAAAAUAUACUGAUAAUUCCUGGGCGUCCCCCCCAAUGGGUGUGGGCAAGGGACGGCUUGGUACGCUGAGUGUUUUAUCCGGCUGCUUCUGAGUAGUAAUGUGAUGGGACGGCGGGUGUAAUCAUAUCCUUUGCGCUGUUGACUGGAGUCCCAAUGGGUGUAGUGUUGCAUGAAACGGCGUCAGCCGCCUGACGUGUCUUCAGACGAGUGAAAGUACUUAUUGAAUGCUUUGCGACUGUUCAGUGACCGCGGUUGGAGGUGAGCGGUUGUCUUUCCCUUCUAUAAAUAACGUCGUUGCUCCUCUGGUUUUUUCACAUCUCUUCGCUGUUCUUUACUGCAUCCUUCUCUUCUCUCCCGUCUGCUUCCGCCAUGGGCAAGAGUAACAAACGCAAGCGCGAGCCGACUCCUCCGUCGGAGGACUUCGGCGACUCGGAAUACUCGGAGGAGGAGUUCUCCUCCGAGUCCGAGGGGUCUCCGACUCCCGUCUCUCCCCCGACGUCGUCUGAUGAUUCAGACGACUCCCAGGAGAUUGCCGCGGAAGUCUGGACGUACAUCCGGGCCGUCGAGCGCUCCGGGCUCGAGGGCUCGGAUGAGUCGGAGUACUCCUCGGAUGAGGAGGACUCGGACGGCGGUGAGGACGAGGAUGACGACGACGACGGCGACGACGACGACGACGGUGGCGACGGCGACGGUGACGGCAGCAGCAGCGGCGGGGGCAGCAGCGGCGGCGACGGGAGCAAGGGCAGCACCAGAGGCGGCAGCAACAAGGGCAGCACCAGGGGCGGCGGCGGCGGCAGCAGCAGCAAGGCCAGUGGCUAAACGCCACUGGUCUUUAGAUAUUAGUGUAGUGUAGUUAGAAUAAUGUAGUAGUAAUGUAGAGUAGUAUAGUGUAGUAUAGUAGUAGUAGUAAUGUAAUGUAGUAAUAGUAGGGAAGCAUCAACUCGCAAAGAGUUGAUUUGUAAGCUUAUUGUCUUCCCUUAAUGAAAGAAUGACGUUGGCUUCUUCUUGAUGACUCGCUUUGCUUGAUUAUGAAACUGAUUCUUUUGAGAUAGUAGAUGAAUAACUUGGGCAUCACAUUGACGCUUCCAGAAGUAGCUGCCGAGUAAUCUUGUAGUCUAUGUCGACGUUUUAGAAAUAAUGCCGAGCGACUGAACGCUAGAUCAGCGUUUUAGAGGCAACGCCGAGUGAUUGAAGGUCGUCGUCGGCAUUUUAGAAGUAAUGCCGAGCGAUUGAACACGAGAUCAGCAUUUUAGAAGCAACGCCGAGUUAUUGAAGGUCGGCGUCGACAUUUUAGAAGCAAUGCCGAGCGAUUGAACACGAGAUCAGCGUUUUAGAGGCAACGCCGAGUGAUUGAAGGUCGCCGUCGGCAUUUUAGAAGUAAUGCCGAGCGAUUGAACACGAGAUCAGCGUUUUAGAGGCAACGCCGAGUAAUUGAAGGUCGUCGUCGGCAUUUUAGAAGUAAUGCCGAGCGAUUGAACACGAGAUCAGCGUUUUAGAGGCAACGCCGAGUGACUGGAGGUCGCCGUCGGCAUUUUAGAAGUAAUGCCGAGCGAUUGAACACGAGAUCAGCGUUUUAGAGGCAACGCCGAGUGACUGGAGGUCGCCGUCGGCAUUUUAGAAGUAAUGCCGAGCGAUUGAACACGAGAUCAGCGUUUUAGAGGCAACGCCGAGUGACUGGAUGGUGACGUCGGCAUUUUAGAGGUAAUGCCGAGCGACUGAAUAUGAAAUCAGCGUUUUAGAGUCAACGCCGAGUAAUUGAAGGUCGCCGUCGGCAUUUUAGAAGUAAUGCCGAGCGAUUGAACACGAGAUCAGCGUUUUAGAGGCAACGCCGAGUAAUUGAAGGUCGCCGUCGGCAUUUUAGAAGUAAUGCCGAGCGAUUGAACACGAGAUCAGCGUUUUAGAGGCAACGCCGAGUGACUGGAGGUCGCCGUCAGCUUUUUAGAAGUAAUGCCGAGCGAUUGAACACGAGAUCAGCGUUUUAGAGGCAACGCCGAGUGACUGGAUGGUGACGUCGGCAUUUUAGAGGUAAUGCCGAGCGACUGAAUAUGAAAUCAGCGUUUUAGAGUCAACGCCGAGUGAUGAGGUGGCGCAUCGGCUUUUUGGAAAUAACUGCCGGAUGACCACGUGGCCUGCUGGGGUUUUGGAAAUAACCGCCGGGUGAUGACUGGGCACUUUUUGAAACGGUAUCUGGCUCGAGAAUAUCCCAUAAGAGCUGCGCUUUUAGCCGCCUUUGCUUUCCGUGCCCUAGUUCUUGCAUUCCCGCAUCUGAAUCUUCUCUGCCACUCGCCCCCUACUCUGUUCGCCAGUGAGAAGCAAGAUGGCGCCCAAGAGGAAAAUUGCGAACUCGUCUGCUGCAGUGAUCCCCGCAAUCGACCCCAACAGUCAGUUACCCUUCGCAGGUAACCACAUGUCUGUUAUUUCCGAAGCUGAGCUUCUCCGCCUCGUCUCCAUCGGGGUUCUUCCUCCGCGGGAACUCUGUUCUUGGCGGAUUUGCCACGGGACUACUGUCCCAACCGAAGAUACCCACGAGUCAGUAGUUUAUGCUCCUUUUCUUCUCCGCGGCCUCGGCCUUCCCAUCUCUCCUUUUUUCCAUGGCCUUCUUGACUUUUAUCAUAUCAACCUGACCCAUUUGAACCCUAAUUCCAUUCUCCAAAUCUCCAUCUUCGUUCACCUAUGCGAAGCCUACCUCGGUGUGCUGCCGCAUUUCGGUUUGUGGAAGUAUCUGUAUCAUUGUCGCCCUGGGAUGGCCGGGGGGCAACACCAGCUGGUCGGAGGUGCCAGUUUGGAGAUGCGCCGUGGGCGGAAGACUGAGUAUCUUGAGAUUCCCCUCAAAGAUAGCAUUAAAGGGUGGCAUCUGGAGUGGUUUAUAGUUGAUAAUUAUGGAAAUUCUCUCCCCUCCCGGUCAGGAAGACAGCCAGACGUUCGUACUCCGAGUUGGACUGAGUCUCCCACAGAUCAGGAAGUGGCCGAGGCAGGCGUGCUGCUUACUGAAGUCGGAUUACUGAAAGAGAGAGGUCUGACUGCCGAAGCUGUGGUCACUGAUUUUGUUUUCAAGAACAUUCAGCCACUGAAAGACAGGGCCUACCCGGCAUAUCUGUAUCGAGGGCUGGCCGACUCAACUCGGGUUACCAAUAGGAGAAUUCCUUCUGUUGAUUUGGUAAGCCGACUUGAAAUGAUCCUCAGGGGUAAAGUUUCAAAUGUUGGUGCUCCAGUGGCAUACUCGGCUUGGAACCUACCCCCUCCCAAAGCUUUCACCCUUUUUGUGUCAAAUCCGCCUGUGACUGACAGCAAUUUGGGCCUUAGAGUGCGACCCUCUGCUGAAGAAGUCAAUACUUUGGUCGCUUCGCUCGGGACAAUCCCUGAUGAUGAACGGCAGGUUUAUUUUGAAGUGCCUCUGAACCCUAGUGAUGCCGACAUAAAUGAUAUGCUUGAUCUGUUAGCUGAGGAUUCAUCCGAUGCUGCUCCUGAUGGUACGUUGGCAGUGGUGCCCCUUCCAGAGGUUGAUACAACUUUGGAUGUCCCAAAACCUAUCAGCACUCGACCGAGGCGCCCUAGCCGAACCAGUCAGCCCGAGCCUUCUGCUGAUGAGCAAAAGAAAAAGAGAAGACGCCUCCGGCGAGUAUCCAGUUUUGAUGAGGACGCCGGUACCUUAGCUCCUGCUGCUGAAGAAGUGCCUGCAACUGGUCUUACUGACACUGAUCCCGAUGGGUGUGCCCAAACUGUUGCUGAUCCCAAUGGGUGUGCUGCUUGCGUUGCCGCUGUGGAGGAUGAAGAGGAAGAAGAUGAAGCUCCCUUAACUCGGAAAAACAGUCGGCAGUUCAUCGCCAGCGGUGGAAGUAGUGGAGUUCCUUCUCCUGCUUUGUCUGCCCUUAUUGGUCUGCAAGAACUGUCCAUGGCCAACUUUGAUCAAACUCUAGAGGAUAUGGUCCCAGAGGAUUUGCUAUCAGAGCCUGUGGAUGUUGAUGCAACAGAGACUUGUGCUGCCGUGCCCGAUGCUGGGUUGAGGUCAUCCCGUGCCUCGUCGACCUUAGAGCAUGAUCUCGAGGGUCGGGAUGCUGACUUGGAUUGUCCUGGUCCCAUGGAAGUAGCUGAAGGCCCGUCAACCUUAGAGGUGGUUACGGCAGAGAGCUUGGACCCCUUGAAUAGUGCUGACACGCGCCCAGCCCCCGAGGAUGUCGCUGGGGAAGACUUAGCUUGGGUGAAGAGUAUAAGCCACUGCCCAGCCCCCGAGGGUGUUGCCGGGGAUGAUCCGGCUCAAGUGGGCAGUGCCAACUGUGACCCAGCCCCCGAGGGUGUCCGAGCAAGGUCUCCUUCCUGCACUUCCAUGGAUGUUCAUGCGGGUUCACCUCCACACUCUGGCGGUAUAGUGGUGGCCCAAACUCUGGAUCAGGGGGUCGCUUUAGAGGGCAGCAUCCCCACUGGUCUGGCGUUAGGCUCUGUUGAAUGUAUUGAGCUCGUUCCUGCUGGUCCGCUGCAAGCUGCUUCGGGUGGUGGUCUGGCACCUGACUAUCAGCUGAUUUCUCCUGACUUAGGAAUCCCUUCGUUCUUUUCCAACCUCCAUGUACUGUGCUGUACUUUAGCUUGUUCUUUACGUUGCAUGAAUUUUUGUCAUUAUGCUCAUCCGCUUCUUCUCAUCAGGCUUUGGUGGAUGGGAUGGCCAGCCAGCUGAAAUCGCAGGGUGCUUCCAUCCCAGAAGUGGCUUCAUCUCUUGAGCGUUGGAAUCCGGCGUCGCUUCAUCGUCGUGUAUCCGAGUUGGAGGCGACUAAUGCGGGUUGGUGCUCUUCCUCUUCUUCCUUGCCUUUAUUCGUGGAUUGUUUUACCUUCUGACCUCAUUUCGUUUGAUUACCUCUUGAUAGGAAUGACUCGGUAGAUUGCAGUUCUUGAGGAAAAACAUUCCCGAGAUCAAGCUGAAAUGGCUCAACGGUGUGCUGACUUCGAAGAGAAGUAUUCUCAGAGCCAGACUGAACUGAAUCAGGUCUCCGCUGCUUUGGAUGACGCCAACGCUCUGAGUUCUUCUCUUCAUGCUCGGCUUGACUCUGAAAAGGUAACUUACAAAACCGUGCUUUGCCUUAUUACAUGCUUGGAUUCUGAAUGAGUUGAUUUUUGUUUGUAGGAAGAAAAACGUAUCCUUGCUGCCUCUCGCGACAAUCUGGACAGAUUGUAUCGAGACUCUAGCAACUCGCUAACCAUCUUGGAGAGGAGCCACCGUUUUACGAUGGAAGAACUGGACAAUCAGCGUUGCAGGCUGCAAGAAUCUACAGAUGAAGUGACCCGCCUCACGCAAUUGAUAUCAGCAAAGGAUGCCACCAUCAAGGGACUCCGAACUUCUAAGAAAUCCAUUGCUCAGGAGUUAGAAACUGCUCAGCUGGCUGCUAAAGUUGCCGAGGAAACUGCUAUUACUCUCAAAGCUCAGCGUGAUAAAGCCCUGGACAAGGCUAUUCGGGCAGGACGAAUCUUGAUGAGAAGACCCGGCGUGGUUGUCCCUGAAGACAUAAGAGCCGAUGUGAAUGCUGCCCCCGAUUCUUCGAAUCGCCCUUCUUCGUCAGUCGUUCCUGAGAAAGACAUUGGAAAAUAGAGAAACAUUUCGCGUGCUAUGAGCGCGCGGUUAGCAUGAUCAGGUACUUGUUAGGGGUUAUCGGCUUAUCAUUCGAAUGACAUGAUCACAGAAUUUAUUAAUUUGCAAAUUUGUGGUACGCUGCAUGAUGAUUAUGAAGUUUGUUUUCGGGAUAUGGAAGUCAUCCCCUGAGCUGCGUAAGCACGAGUAAGCUGCACCGGCUUGAGCCAUCACUGACUUUAGCCGAUAGCUCCGUUAGUAGGGUAUAGUGG